Thecamonas trahens ATCC 50062 is the source of this 6312-nucleotide messenger RNA. RefSeq names its product DEAD/DEAH box helicase. Lineage: Eukaryota; Apusomonadida; Apusomonadidae. Bases 1 to 6312 code for a protein of 2103 amino acids. The record is from RefSeq and is a predicted model, not a curated record. The transcript has 2 exons. Gene Ontology annotation, cellular component: cytoplasm. Gene Ontology annotation, molecular function: nucleic acid binding; ATP binding.
AUGACUGCAGAGUAUACCCGUGAAAACUAUGAAGCCAAGGUUUCUGACUUUUACUCUGGGCUGAAGCCCAGGUUCCUCAACCUCUUGUCGGAUGUGGGUGCCUCUGAGCUUGCCCUGCUCGAGCUUGACUCGCUCCUCCUGACUGCGCUUGAUUCGGCUCAUGUGGAUUGGACCAACGGAGGUUCCAUUCUUCAUGUUGUCUUUGCUGUUGAGCGCUUCCUUGCCUCGCUUCGCACCAAGGGCGUCUUCUUCCGUGUCGUCAUGUUUGUCGCUCACGAGUCGCUCCUCUGGUCGGCCUCGCCGCUCAUGCGUCUCGUCCGCUCGCUUGUCGUCCUCCACCUCCGGCUCAACACCGAUGUCAACAUCGAUGUGCUCGACUCGUGGUUUGGUCCCGAGUGGGAUGAGUACCUCAUCGACAAGGAGCCCGCGUUUAUCGUGGUCCAUGAGGGUACGACCAAGUUCCUCUCGACCACCUUUGCCGACGCCGACGCCGGCGACGAGGAGGAGGACAAGGGUGCGUUCCCCAACCCGGAGGCCGCGCGUGUUCUCCACGCCUUUGUGCUCAAGGCUCUGCUCAAGCGGUUCCACUGCGUCUUUGCCGCAGGCCUCUCUGAGCGGAACAACACCAUUUCGGGCUUUGUUGUCCGCGCCGAGUCCGAGUUCUUCUCGAUGAAGCCGAUUCUCCCGAUCAUGGACGCGGUGCUUGUGGAGAAGACGGCUGCGGCGCAGGCGGCGCUUGCCGAGGCUGACGCUGCGCUGGCGUCGGUUCCCGAGGCAGCCGCAGCUGCGGUGGGUGCUGACGGUGUGGCCGGCGCGUCGGUUAGCUACGCGACGGGCGUGGCGGCUGUCAAGUCGAUUGUGGCGGCCAAGGCUCAGCUUCCGGCCGAGCUUGCGGCGGUGGUCGAAGAUCUCGCGCGCAUUUUCCUCCUCUCGCUCGCCUUUGUCCACCACGGCCUCCCGCUCAAGUUCCGCGGCCAGGCGCUCGACGCGCCUGUUUCUGCCGCGCACUACGCCGGUCUCCUUCCGUUUGUCUCUGCUGUUGCCGAGCGGUCCGUUGCGGUCUUUGGCUUCCCGCUGGCGGUCAAGGGCGGGCUCCGUGAGGGCCUUGCGGGCGUGAUCGGAGCCGACGGUGCGCGUGCGCGCGAGCUGGUCGACCUGGCCGACUUUCGGCUCUGCGCCCUGCUGCUCAACGUGUGCACGCAGAAGCCGUCGCUGGCGACAGGCGCCAUCGACGACUGGGGCGUUCCGGCCGAGGUUGUGAACGACUACGCGGCGCUGGCGGGCGCGGCUGGUCUUGCUGCCGCGCCGCUGCUUGCGGUCGGCACGACGCCGACCGUCCCGCACCAGGUCUCAGCCCACACCCGGCGGGUGCGUGCCAAGGCUGCGGCCGAGGCCGAGGCGCUGGCGAACGGCCCCAAGGCCAAGGUCGCACCGUCGCGGGCCGACUACCUCGCGGCGCAGGCUGCCGAGGCGCAGGCUGCGGCCGAGGCUGCGGCGACGCCUGCUGGCGAGUCGUCGUCGACCGUCGGCGGUACCGGCGCGGUGGCGGUGGAGGCCGACGGCGACGGGUCCGACGACGAGUCGUCGUCGGGCGGUGCGUGGGACGACGACCUCACGUCGUCGGACGACGGUUCCGACGGGCCUGCCCAGUCGUCGGGCAAGGGCGGUGCGUCGGACGCGGCUGGCAAGGAUGAGGCCGACGAGUCGGACGGGUCGUCGGAGACUGACGACGCGUACGCCAACGCGCCCGAGGCGCCGCGGGCCGAGCUCCUCUAUCCGGUCCACAACGAGCUCCUCGACGCCAUCACCGACUACAAGGGCGUGGACCUGUCUUACCUGCACCCGCGCGACGCGCUGACUGAGCUCUCGGGCAUGCCUGGAGCGACGUUCUUUGACCGGACGCGGUGGAACCCAGCGACGCGGCUGGUGGAGACAUACCUUGAGGACGAGGUCAUUGCUGACCCGGAGCCGAUGGACAAGGAGAACAUCUCGUGGCUUAACGCGGGGUACAAGGCGCUGCUGACGUUUGAGAAGCGGAAGCGGACGCAGUACCUCAAGACUCUUGUCCGGCGGAUCUACGACAAGGACAUCAAGACUUGGCCCGAGCCGCCGGAGGGUUCGACCGAGUUUACGGUCGACGACGCCACCGACGCGCUGCGCAAGGAGGUGGAGGAGGACAUCCGGGUCUACCGCCGGCAGUCCAAGUUCCUCUGGCACGUCAAGGGCGAGUCUGUCAAGCUCGCGCGGAAGCACGCCAACCGGGACUCUGCGCUCCGCGGCGACCAAAAGUACACCUCGUUCCUCCACAAGUACGCCGAGUCGCUUACGGGCUCGCUCAAGAUGCACGCCAACCCGAUCAUCAUGAAGUCGAACGACGGGGCGAGCUCGUCGAGCUCGGCGCCCAAGGCCCGGCACCACAGCAAGAAGGGCAGCUCCAAGGGCAAGAAGAGCAGCCAGAACCCCGAGGCGACCGGCGCGUCGCGCCGGCUUACCGCCAAGCAGAUCAAGGCCUUGUCUAAGACCGACCGCAUGAAGUACGAGAACGAGCUGAAGCGGAACCGCGAGCGGCUGCAGCACACGCUCACCCAGUGGGUCACCCUCCACAAGCAGGCGCAGGCGACGGCGGACCACGCGUUUGCCAUCAACGAGCUUGUUCAGCGCAAGUUCCUCGACCACGUGGCCGUCGACCGCAAGACCGAGGUCCACGUCCUCAAGUCCAAGGCCUCGCUCUACACGCUGGCGCGGUACUGCAAGCUUUGGCGCGAGGAGCGCAAGGCUGCGUCGGAGCUGGGCGAGGUCUCGCUGGCCGACCGGAAGACGUUCCCCGACGCCGCCGAGGUGGCGACGGCGGUCACCAUCUUCCGCCUUGUCUUUGACAUUCUCAACACGUACGGUCCGUCGUCGGCAGACUACCCGCGGGCACACAACGUGCUCGACGAGCACGACGUGACUGGGCUUGUCUUUGCGCUCCGCUUCAUCGGCCUCGGUGAGGUGGCCGCUGCGGUCGAGACGCGGGUCGCGGGCAAGCUCCCGAGCCUGCUGGAGAUCCUGGGCUUCUCGGACGAUCCGGCGGAGCGGACCGAGUCGGACGAGUCGGUCAUCAACGUGCUCGAGGAUGGUGCCCGUGGCUUUGGAUCGGUGGAGGAGUUCCUGGAGAUCAACGCCGAGGACAACGCCAACUUUGAGCUGACCUCGGUCGGCCUCUCGUCGGCGCGGUUCCAGCUCGUGUACCAGGGUCACCUCAUGGAGCGGCCGCGCGGGCUCAAGGCCGACCCGCGGGCCAAGGGCUUUGUGCCCGACGAGUGGCAGGUCAAGCUCCUCGACGCGGUCGACCGCAAUGACUCUGCGCUGGUGUCUGCACCGACGUCGUCGGGCAAGACGUAUGUCUCGUUCUACUGCAUGGAGUCUGUUCUCACUACGUCGCACUCGGGAGUGGCCAUCUACAUUGCGCCGACCAAGGCGCUGGUCAACCAGGUUGCGGCGGACGUGUACGCGCGGUUUGGCAACAAGGACUACCCGCAGACCUCUGCCGGCAUGUCUGUCUACGGCGUGCUCAUCACGGUGCCCGAGAUGCUCGAGCAGCUCCUUCUUUCGUCGGCGCCCAAGGUCCGCGAGUGGACGACGCGGAUCAAGUACUGCAUCUUUGACGAGGUUCAUUCGAUCAACAAGUCUGCCGGUAAGGUGUGGGAGCGGCUCCUGCUCCUCAUUUCGUCGCCGUUCCUUGCGCUCUCGGCGACAAUCGGUAACCCGGACGAGUUCUGCCAGUGGCUCCGCGACAUUCAGAACGCGAAGCGCGAGCAGGAGCUUGCGAUGAUCAAGCUGACCAAGAAGGAGAUUGCGUCCGGGGUCAAGCCUGAGGACCGGCUCUCGCGUGGCUACGGUGUGACGCUGGUCAAGCACCCGCACCGAUGGGCCGAUCUCAAGAAGACGGUCUUCCUCCCCUCGCCGUCGACCGACGAGGACCGGACGGUGGUGACGGCUGAGGACGAGAUCACGUCGUGGUCGUGGUCGGUCAUCGACACGGUCCACCCGCCGCUGGAGGACAUCAACACCGAGGCGUUUGUGCCGGUCCACCCGUGCGCCACGCUGACGACGACCAAGCUCUCCGGUGACGAGGGUGUGCCCGGCAACCUGGCCUUUGAGCCCCCGGACACGCUUGCGCUCUACGACCGCAUGGUGGAGGUCUCGGCCGAGGACGGGCUGGACGACACCGAGCUGACUGAUGCGCUGGUGCCCGAGAGCGUGUUCCCCAUUGCGGCGGCGGUGACGCGUGACGAGGCGCGUGGCUGGGAGCUGGACGUCAAGGCGCGGCUGGAGGCGUGGAUGCGCGAGGGCAGCGAGUCGUCGGUGGGCAAGGUCCUCGCGGCGUUCUCGCGGCCGCUCAACAACACGGUCAACGCGCGUGUGGACGAGGCGCUGACGGCCGGCGUCAAGAUGGACUCUGACGAUUUCCUCAAGGAGCACUUUGUGGAGGUGGUGACCGCCCUGGCGGCGACGAAGCGGCUGCCGGCGAUUGCGUUCAACUUUUCGCAGGAGAUGUGCGUCUCUCUGGCUGCCACGGUCAUUUCGACACUCAUGGAGUCCGAGGCUGCGGCACGCCAGGCGUCGUCGGCACAACGAUCGGCCAAGCGCGCGGCGCGGGCGAACAAAAAGGCAGCCAAGAUGGCGAAGCGGAACCGCGACAAGAAGACGUCGAAGAACGCUGAGGAGGAGGCCAUGAUGGACGACCUUGUCGGCGCCGAGAACCAGGUCGAUGAGGACGUGAUCGACACCGAGGCGUUUACGCUUGUGGCGGUCGGCUCGUCAGUCGACACCGACGACAUCAAUGCCAUUCUCCGCGGUCUGCAGAUCUCCAACGAUCCGGCCAUCGACGACAUCCUCAAGGAGGGCCUCCUCCGCGGUGUCGGCGUCCACCACGCCGGUCUCCCGCGCAAGUACCGCGAGGCUGUGGAGCGCCUCUUCCGGGCGCACUACCUCAAGCUAGUGGUUGCGACCGAGACGCUGGCGCUCGGCAUUCACAUGCCGUGUAAGACCGUAGUUUUUGCCGGUGACUCGAUCUACCUCGACUCGCUGCAGUACCGCCAGAUGGCGGGUCGCGCCGGGCGUCGUGGAUUCGACCACAUUGGGCACGUUGUCUUCUACGGAGUGGCGCUGUCCAAGGUCAACCGGCUGCUCUCGGCCGAGACGCCGCACCUCCGCGGGCACUACCCGCUCUCGGAUACGCUUGUGCUCCGGCUCCUCUCCAAGGGCAAGGUUUCGGACGACGCGACGAUCGAGUCAAACUCGGUCAUCAACGCGGCGGCGACGCUGAUGGACCACCCGCUGUACGCGCUCUCGUCGACCAAGUCGCACAUUGGGGCGCAGAUGCGGCUCCACUUCCGGUUUGCGGUCGAGCUCCUCGCCCAGCGGCUGCUUGUCAACGUGGAGGGUGCGCCGUCGGGCCUCUCACAGAUGGCCAUGGCGCUGCACUCGGAGGGCCCGUCGUCGCUCGCGCUCAUCCACCUCCUGCAGACCGGCAUGCUCCACCGCCUGGCGGCGUACGAGCUGCAGCAGGCCGAGGUUGCCGAGGCGCACGAGGCCGAGGACGCCGAGGCCGACGUCUCCAUCCUCAUGCUCCUUGUGUGCUACAUCGUGGGGCGCGUCCCGGUCCACCCGUGCACGCUCAAGUCCAAGGAUCCUGCGGCGUCGCCGGUUCUCCCGCCGAUCGACGAGGCCCUGCUCCCGGCCAUUGCCGACUACAACUCGACGACGCUCGAGGUGUACACGCAGUACGCGCUCAAGGCUGCCGAGCUGGUUCGCAAGCUUAGCAACAAGGCCGUCGACGACCCGGAGCCACUCCCGGUCUCGCAGUUUGAGUUCCCGGUCGGCGCGCCAGGCGCCGAGGACGCGUACGCCGCGCUCGCCCUCUCCGACUCGGUGGAGGCCACCAAGGCGCGUUCGCCGUUUGUCGCCCUCUCGGGCCUCGGCGACUCGUUCCUCAACGCCGACGAGCUCGCCUCGUCGCUCCGUGCUGGCAUCGAGCUCGACGCUGGCGCCCUGCCCACGCUCGACGUCGAGGGCGUGCACCUCAACUCGUACCUCCUCGACUUCCUCACCGGCCUCUCCAAGCACGACAUUGUCGAAAAGUCCGGCCUCACCCUCUCCAACGUGUGGAAUGCGCUCAACACCUCGCUCAUCUUCCUCAAGACACUUGUCGAGGGCAUCGACGACUACGUCGACGCCGAGCCGAACCGCGACGUCCUCUACCGCGUCCUCAAGGAUUACUCGGACCGCAUGCUCGCCCGCUUCUACGGCCGCCGCAGUGUCGCGUAG